This is a messenger RNA of Sparassis crispa, 1446 nucleotides long. RefSeq lists its product as hypothetical. The transcript has 5 exons. Bases 1 to 1446 code for a protein of 481 amino acids. The record is from RefSeq and is a predicted model, not a curated record. Lineage: Eukaryota; Fungi; Basidiomycota; Agaricomycetes; Polyporales; Sparassidaceae. Gene Ontology annotation, molecular function: sarcosine oxidase activity; flavin adenine dinucleotide binding.
AUGUCGACGCCUCCCACCAAACCUAGAGUUCUCAUUGUCGGUGCUGGGAUCUUCGGUCUUAGUACGGGAUAUUAUCUGUCUGAAGAUGGCUACAAUGAUAUCACGCUGUUUGAUCAGCAUCCUUACGACUCGGAGCAGGGUUACACCAUGAAUCCCUUGUCGACUGCAGCGUCUGUUGACGAGCACAAGAUCUUCCGGGCAUCUUAUGGGAACGAGCUGGUGUACCAGCGCCUAGCUUAUGAGGCACGGGAGGCUUGGAAGAAAUGGAAUGAGGAGCUCGGUCCCGGUAACGAGAUCUUCAUCGAGUCGGGCAUGCUACGCCUUCAGCACGGAACCCACCUUAGUGGCUUGGAGCGCAGGACUCAGAAGAAUAUGGUGGCUGAGGGUCUCCGCGAGACGCAGUACAUCCUUUCCAACGAGAACGAUGUGCGCAGGGCCAAGGAGGAUGGCUGGGCGGAGAAGCUGGUGAAGUUCCCCAUCCCGGGAACGAAUGGCAAGGAGCACUUCGAGGCGGUGCUGGAUACGACAGCCGGCUUUGUGUUUUGCAGCAGAGGCUGCGCGUACCUCGCUGACAAGCUCCGUAAGAAGGGGGCGAAGUUUGUCCAUGGUCUCGAGAAGGGAGCUGUCACCUCCUUCAAGAUCGAGGGCUCAGGUGAUUCCAAGCGGAUUGCUGGCAUCGUCACCAAAGAUGGCAAGGAACAUGCCGGAGAUUUGGUGAUUGUCGCUGGUGGUUCUGCGACACCCAUCCUUGUUCCCGAAUCCCGCUCCGUACUUGAAGCGACCGCAGGAAGCGUUGCAUUCGUCGGUCUUCCGCCUCGCAAAGAAGCUCCCGAACUCUGGGAGAAGUACUCCCCACAGCAUCGUCCCGUCAUCAUUGGGCACGAUCCGGAUACCACUGGGAAGGAGGUCGGCAGUCGUAGCAUAUACAUCUUCCCUCGGAAUUCAGAAGGGCUCGUGAAGAUUGGAUAUCGAGUGACGAAGUACACCAACUACGUCAACCUCCCGGGGUCUGAACGUCCCAUCGCCGUCCCUCUUCGUCCUGGAGUCGACGAUACUGCGCUCCCGCUCCAGUCCGUGGAGGCAAUCAAGACGUUUGUCUCGACGUUCAUGCCCGACUUAGCUUCAUUCCCCAUCGUGAAGACCAGACUCUGCUUCUACACCGACACGGCCGACAACGCAUUUCUCAUUGACUACGUCCCUGGCUACAGCGACACGCUCUUCCUUUGCACUGGUGGGAGCGGGCACGGUGCAAAAUUCACGCCCGUCCUUGGCAAGCAUGUCCGAGACGUUAUUCAGAAGAAGCCCAAGACCGAACUCACCAAGACCUGGCGCUGGCGUCCAGAAUUACCUCUGGGCAACGGUCUUGAGGAGGGCCCAACUGGUCCGAGGACGUUUGAGAAGUACGAGAGGUCAACACCUGCAGACUUGGUAAGGUCUGGGUGGUAA